This is a messenger RNA of Calidris pugnax (ruff), 2114 nucleotides long. RefSeq names its product olfactomedin like 2A (gene OLFML2A). The annotation marks the transcript as partial. Gene Ontology annotation, biological process: signal transduction. The transcript has 7 exons. Lineage: Eukaryota; Metazoa; Chordata; Aves; Charadriiformes; Scolopacidae. The record is from RefSeq and is a predicted model, not a curated record.
CUUCCUGGGGUUGACAGGGCCCUGUGGGACACCCAGGUGGGUCACCAGGCUCACCAUCCGCCCCACGGCUGCGUGUCCCUGCAGGCGCUGGGCGAGGCGGACCAGGUGCGGAUGACCUCGGAGGGCUCCGACUGCCGCUGCAAGUGCAUCCUGCGGCCGCUCAGCAAGGACGCCUGCAGCCGCGUCAGGAACGGCAGCAUGCGCGUGGAGGACUUCUACACGGUGGAGACGGUGAGCUCGGGGGCCGACUGCAAGUGCUCCUGCACCGCCCCCCCCUCCUCGCUCAACCCCUGCGAGAACGAGUGGAAGAUGGAGAAGCUGAAGAAGCAAGCGCCUGAGCUCUUCAAGCUGCAGUCCAUGGUGGACCUGCUGGAGGGAACGCUCUACAGCAUGGACCUGAUGAAGGUGCACUCCUACAUCAGCAAGGUGGUGGCCCAGAUGAACACGCUGGAGGAGACCAUCAAGACCAACCUGAGCAGGGAGAACGACUUCAUGAAGGAGAGCGUCCUGCACCUCACCAACCAGAUGAAACGCUACGAGAACUACUCUGACAUCAUGAUCAGCAUCAAGAAAGAGAUCUCCAACCUGGGCUACCAGCUGCUGCAGAAGGAUGCCGCCGCUGUCCCCGAGAGCAAGGCACAGGACACGGCGGGCGGCCGAGAGAAGGAGGCAGGACGGUACCCCAGCACCCGCAAGGCACUGGGGGACAGGGCAGCCCCCCGAGCGCCCAAGGAGAAGCAGCUGAAGCCCGAGAAGCCCAAAAAGGAUAACGUGAAGGCCAGGGGGGGGUCACAGCCUACGCCCAAGCCCAAGCCAUCGGCACACCAGCAAACCGUGGUCCGGGGCAUCACUUACUACAAGGCUGGGCAGGCGGGGGCUGCGGAGGGACAGACCGGCAGCCGCGAGAGCCCUGCAAGGGGGGUGGCUGCGCCGGAGAGGCAGGAGGAGAGGGGCCCCCCGCUCCCCCCAGCUGAGGGGACCCCAGCCCAAGCCAUCGGGAGGACAGAGACCACCGUGCCCAGCACCACGGCAGUGCCCAGCACCGCCCUGGCCCCCCGCACCACCGCCCGCAGCCUCCCCCCCACCGCCCUCGGGCAGGGGGCUGACAGCACCGGGGGCCCUGAAACGCCCAACAGAGUGAAGGAGGUGGAGUGCGAAGGCACCAUCGAGUCGGUGGAGCCCCCCACGGAGCACCACAGCUACGGGCGCAACGAGGGGGCCUGGAUGAAGGACCCGGCGGCCAAGGAUGACCGCAUCUACGUCACCAACUACUACUACGGGAACAGCCUGGUGGAGUUCAGGAGCCUCGACAACUUCAAGCAGGGCCGCUGGAGCAACCUCUACAAGCUGCCCUACAACUGGAUCGGCACCGGGCACGUGGUGUACCGGGGGGCCUUCUACUACAACCGUGCCUUCACCAAGAACAUCAUCAAGUACGACCUGAAGGAGCGGUAUGUGGCGGGUUGGGCGCUGCUCCACGACGUGGUGUACGAGGACACGACGCCCUGGAAGUGGAAGGGCCACUCGGACAUCGACUUCGCUGUGGAUGAGAGCGGGCUCUGGGUCAUCUACCCGUCCGUGGACUACGACUACUCGCAGCAGGAGGUGAUCGUCCUGAGCCGCCUUGACCCCGGGGACCUCUCGGUGCGCAAGGAGACCACCUGGAAGACGGGGCUGAAGCGCAACACCUACGGGAACUGCUUCAUCAUCUGCGGCAUCCUCUACGCCGUGGACACCUACAGCCAGAAGGAAGGGCAGAUCUCCUACGCCUUCGACACGCACACAGACACAGAGGCAGAGCUCCGGCUGCCCUUCCUCAACCACUACGCCUUCACCACACAGGUUGACUACAACCCCAAGGAGAAGGUGCUCUACGCCUGGGACAACGGCCAUCAGAUGACGUAUGGGCUCCGCUUCGUGGUCUGAGAGCCCGGCCGGGUCCCAGCUGCACCCCGGUGCCCACCCUCCACCGUGCCCGGCCGGGGGUCCCCGUCAGCAGCCUGGCCCCCGUUCCCCAGCUGGGCCAGGGCUGCGGCGAGACCCCAGCUCCCAUCCCCCAGCCCUCCCCACCCGCCGUGCCCCAGUCACCCUCCCUGCGCUGCUGCAUCGCUGGG